Molecule: messenger RNA, 3326 nt
Organism: Acinonyx jubatus (cheetah)
Lineage: Eukaryota; Metazoa; Chordata; Mammalia; Carnivora; Felidae
Gene: OTOP3
Product: otopetrin 3
Exons: 7
Coding region: 1075-2754 (559 amino acids)
Biological process (GO): proton transmembrane transport
Cellular component (GO): membrane
Molecular function (GO): proton channel activity
Source: RefSeq, a predicted model, not a curated record
GGAGCGUGGGGGCAGAAGCACGUAGAACACAGGGAGCUUAAGAGGAAGCCGCAUCCGGACUCUGCCCGCAGAAUGAGAUGGGCAGGUCUCGGAGGCUGCAGGAGGAGUGAGGAGGGCCAGAGGGGGCGGCUGCCCCCACCCCACCUGCCUCCUGUGGGUUGGAAUGAGGUCUCUUCUGCCCCAAGUUCACGUUCGACUUAGGGAGACAGAGUGGAGUGGCGAGGUUGCUGCAAGACCGCACCCCUACCAGGUGCUGGGUGGGGUACAGGAAAAGGCGACACCAAACCUGGGAGGGGGGGAGGGGUCCAGUCUGUUCCCUGCUUGGCUGCCUAGGAAAGUGUGGCCUGAGCCCCGCAGGGCCUUUGCCGAGGCCUAAUGGCCUAAGGACGGUGCACCCCAGUCCACCCCGGAGGCGGGCUGCCGCGGGUCCUCUGACCCUGAGGCCCUAAGCACGCACGGCCUCCGGCCCCGCCCGCCCGCCUAGCUGCCUCGCUAUUGGCUGCAGCGUCUGGGAGCCCCUGGCUGGGUAAUUAACGAAGGAUUAAUGAGAUCCCCAAAGUCAACAGAAAAAUCGAUGGGCCACGGAGCCUGAGCAGCGGCUGCGCAGUCCCGCAGGGGAGGGCGUCGGGGGCAUCGGUGCGGGCCCCGGGGUCUCACCUGGACUGAAGAUCCGCGCUGCGUCGGCAGUCGGUCAGCCGGGGGCGAUGCCAGCCCAGGCCUCAGAGAGAGAGAGCACAAGCAGGGGAGAGGGGCGGAGGGAGAGAGUAUCCUAAGCAGGUUCCGCACUCAGCACAGAGCCCGACGUGGGGCUCAAUCCCACGGCCCUGGGAUCAUGACCCGAGCCAAAAUCAAAAGCCAGAUACUCAACUGACUGAGCCACCCCUGGUCUGUGUGAACCUCCUCAGGUGCUGUAAAGUAGACAAGGAAGCUGCUAUUAUUUCCAGUGUCUGACCAGGGAGGUUGCAUAGCUUGCCCUAGGUCACACAGCAGUUAAGGGCAGGGGUAGAAUGAAACCAGGAAAGCCUGGCAGCCAACCAGGACCCUGUGUCCCCAGCCCCUUCUCAGCCUGCAUCCAUGGCCUCUCCAGAAGCACAGAAGACUGGAGCGGCCCCAGCCGAGGAGAACCAAGUCGGCACGGGGGCCGAGAAAAUGGGAGCUCCUGCCCCCCCGUACCAGAAGUCCUGGCUGGCGCGGCAUUUCUCACUGCUGCGGAGAGACAGGCAGGCCCAGAAGGCAGGGCAGCUCUUCUCGGGGCUCCUGGCCCUCAAUGUGGUGUUCCUGGGUGGAGCCUUCAUCUGUAGCAUGAUCUUCAACAACGUGGCUGUCACGCUGGGCGACGUGUGGAUCCUGCUGGCCGCCCUGAAGGCCCUGUCCCUUCUCUGGCUCCUCUAUUACGCCACCUGCACCACCCGCCACACACACGCCAUGCUCUUCCGGGACCCUCAUGCAGGAUCCAUUUGGGUGCGGGGCUCCCUGGUGCUCUUCGGCAGCUGUGCCAUCUGCCUGAACGUCUUCCGAGUGGGCUACGACGUGAGCCACAUCCACUGCAAGUCGCAGCUGGAACUCAUCUUCCCCGUCAUCGAGAUUGUCUUCAUUGGCGCCCAGACCUGGGUGCUCUGGAAACACUGUAAGGACUGUGUUCAGGUCCAGACCAAUUUCACUAGGUGUGGCCUGAUGCUGACCCUGGCCACAAACCUGCUGUUGUGGGUUCUGGCUGUCACCAACGACUCCAUGCACCGCGAGAUCAAGGCUGAGCUCAGCGCCCUUGUGGAAAACUUAUCAGGCAAUGACACCAACACCUGCGUGUGCCUCAAUGCCACGGUGUGCGAGGUCUUCCAGAAGGGCUAUCUGAUGCUCUACCCCUUCAGCACCGAGUACUGCCUCAUCUGCUGUGCUGUGCUCUUUGUCAUGUGGAAGAACGUGGGCCGCCGCCUGGCACCCCAUGCAGGUGCCCACCCCGGCACGCCUCCCUUCCACCUGCACGGGGCCAUCUUCGGGCCACUGCUUGGCCUGCUGGCCCUGGUGGCAGGCGUGUGCGUCUUCGUGCUCUUCCAGAUCGAAGCAAGUGGCCUCGCCAUCGCACGCCAAUACUUCAUCCUCUACUAUGCCUUCUACGUAGCCGUGCUGCCCGCCAUGAGCCUGGCGUGCUUGGCGGGCACGGCCAUCCACGGGCUGGAGGAGCGAGAGCUGGACACGCUCAAGAACCCCACCCGCAGCCUGGACGUGGUGCUGCUGAUGGGCGCGGCGCUGGGCCAGAUGGGCAUCGCCUACUUUUCCAUCGUGGCCAUCGUGGCCACUCGCCCCCACGAGCUGCUCAACCGCCUCAUCCUGGCCUACUCGCUGCUGAUUAUCUUGCAGCACAUCGCCCAGAACCUCUUCAUCAUUGAGGGCCUGCAUCGGCGUCCGCUCUGGGAGACGGCAGGGAAGCAGGAGGCCGAGCUGCCCCGCCAGGGCUCCCUGCUGGAGCUGGGCCAGGACCUGCGGCGGGCCUCGCUGGCCUACAUCCACUCCUACAGCCACCUCAACUGGAAGCGGCGGGCGCUCAAGGAGAUCUGUCUCUUCCUCAUCCUCUGCAAUCUCACAUUGUGGAUGAUGCCCGCGUUUGGUAUACGCCCGGAGUUUGAGAACGGGCUGCAAAAGGACUUCUAUGGCUACCGGACGUGGUUCACCGUCGUCAACUUUGGUCUGCCUCUGGGGGUCUUCUACCAUAUGCAUUCUGUUGGAGGGCUGGUGGAGGUCUACUUGGAGGCCUGAGGCUGCCCAAGGACCCACCCCUGGCAGAACACCAAAGUGCCAAGGCUGGGCAGAGGGUAGCCCAGAGUCUCUGAGCAAACACUCCAUUUCAGGGGGACCUAGACCAGACUGGAUUCCCCAAAGCCUCCCCCUCCCCCAGAUCCUCACCGAGGUGGGAGGCACCGUCUGCAGCCCAAGACCAAGGGCAGGGCCUGGACACUGAGCUUCUGAUGCUCACACCCACGACUGGGAGCGUGCCUGCCCCUGUUCACCACCACAAUCAGUACAGCCCAGGGGACAUCCCAGGAAGCCCCCCACGGCUACUCUCCAGGACCAACAGCCCUAAAUGACAGAGUCUGGUGGGAGGGGGGGGGUGCUGCCGCCCAGACUGAUCUCAGGGGUCUGCCUCAUUCUGUGGGGAGGGUACUUGGUUCAAGCUCAGCCCAGGACAUUCUAGAAGCUUGCAGCCCAGCGAGCGGGCCUGGCCCUCCCUCCCCACAUACCCUGUCUCCUAAUGAGCUCAUUAAUUAGCUACCAGGAAGAGUUCAACAGCUCUCUCCUGCUGCCAUAAACCCUGUUUGUUUGAUCGAUUA